AAAACGGAAAGUCAUCAAUGCGGAACAAGAAAGAUCCAUCCCGCCACCUGCAUUCGUCUUACUCCGCACUGCAACUUGAAGCUCACAACUAUCGAACGACAUCCGUCAUGAGAAAAUGAUUCACGGCUGAUAGUCAUCGAAGCGUCGUGAGUGUAUAGAAAGAUGGACAGCGAUGACGAGUAUAGACAGGUGGACAGCGAUGACGAGCAAACACCGUUUCAGUGUCACUCCUGUAGGCGCAUGUUUUCGCGCCAGGAACAUCUACUACGCCAUAUGAGAUCCCAUACCCAUGAGAAACCAUUUUCUUGUACGAAAUGCAAUAAGUCCUUCUCGCGACUAGAUGUUCUUCAGCGACACGAACACACACAUACACACACAACAACCUUAACCGCGCGCGAGAUAGUGACGAUAAGAGCGUGCAAAGAAUGUGCUGCUAGCCGCAGCCGUUGCUCAAGAGACCCGCGAUGCACAAGAUGUGAAGAUAAAAAGUUGGAAUGCAUCUACCCUAUGCCCAGGAGACGAAAGCCUCAGCCGGUGCCGGUGCCGGUGCCUCAGAAGGAGAAGAAGAGGAGGAGGAGGAAGAAGAAGGGUUCGAAUCUUCAGUCUCCCGAACCAUUACCCGCACAAAGCUUGCAUGAAGAUGCGGAGGGCGAAAAUGAUACUCAGGCACCAGAGCCAUUGGCAACUAUACCAGUGGAAACGGAACCACUGGAAACGGAGCCAGUGGAAACGGAGCUGGCUACAAACAAUAGCGGAGUCAAUGAUGCCAACAACGUUUCCUGGAACAUGAAUGGUUCUAACGCUUUCACGGUUGAUCCAGUAGACGGAGCCUGGCCAUCUAAUGACGAGUCAAUUGCCGUUGCACCGCAACCAAUGAACCCAAUGUUCCCAAUCGACGACAUGGGAAGCUUUCCAGAAGUACCGGAUUUCACUACGGCUGUCCCCAAUAUCAAUUGGCUCUCAGAUAGUCAGUUUGCUCCUUUGUGGGAGAACCAAUUGCCGAUUAUCCCCGAAGGCCUUGGAUCGAUGGCAUACACAUAUCCUUCUGAACUAAUCGGACGCAACCCUGUCUCUUCUUGGGUCCCAGAGCAGUCUAUGGGUGUUAAUAUGAGCAUGAAUGGUUCAAUGGAAACGCCAGCUAUUGAAGCGGAUCAAACAGACUACCCUGCAGUUGAGGAGAGCCCUUACGACGGACAAACGAGCAGUGUUCAAGACUCCAAUGCAUCAACAUCAACCGAUGGAGCCCUCUACGUGGAUGGAACAGCAGCUAGAGCCCCAUUCCGUGGUCAACUACUCCCCCAGCAAGUCAGUUCACAGAGCAAUCGUCCUGUACAAGACCCCCGCCUUCCCGAGGCAGAUGGGUCAGAUUUCGACUUUUUGAAUUCCUUAGUAGGGAGUAUGCGAGAAUCUCCUGAAAAUACGUUUGUGCCAGAGGCUCUCUACUCCCAACUAUCGUCUGCGGUUCAAAAUGAGAUCGGGAUCGAUUCAUCACUUGAUUUAGACGUCCAGAUUCCCCCUCUGGAACAUAUCAGGUGCUUUGUGCUGCUUUAUUACCGACACUUUCACCCGACGUAUCCAUUUCUGCAGAAAAACUCCUCCGUCUGGCAAGUCUCAGAUAACUGGAUCCUGUUACUAGCUGUAGCAACCACCGGCGCCCGAUAUGCUGGAAGUUUGUGGUCAUCAGCUAUGUCAGAGCUUCUAGAAAAGGCCUUGAACCACAGGGUUGACUCCGUAAUCAAAGAAAACAACGGUAGUGCAAACGGCUUUUGGGUGCCAGGCAGCUUUCAAUCACGAGGCCGGAUGGACCUUCAGACACUUCAAGCAGCUAUUCUGAACUUGAUCUCUAGAAUUCAUAGCGGGCAGGAAGUCAAGAUGGAAUAUGCUCUGUAUCAAAGGCUCGCUCUUAUAGAAGAAUGCAGGACAAUGGAUCUACUGUCCCAGACCCCGCCACAAACUGGUCACACGCCAGUUCAAAAUGACGAUGUAGCUAUCACGGCAUGGAUGCAAACUCAAUCAAAGUUGCGCACUGGACUUAUGAUUUGGAUCCUUGACACGAUCGUUUCCCACGAGUUUAACUUUCCCCAGGUAUUGCAAGUACACGAGCUUAGAACGAGACUUCCGUGCCGAGAAUCAAUAUGGAAUCAACCAACCGUGGAACAGAUAUACAGUAGAGACGCGUAUCAAGUAACGGUACUAGAGGCGCUUCAUCUCCUUUAUAUGGAAAAGCGACAACCAUCAAACUUGACAGAGUUUGGAAACAUCGUGUUAAUAUACGCAGUUUGUGCAAGGACCAAAGAAUCCGCCUACCAGCAUGGAACGGCCUUGUCCCGAUGGAUCCCAGUUGCUCACGUUGAGCCACGAAAGGAGUCAGUCUCUGUGACUGAAACAUGGCCACCAACUCUUGAAAUUGUCACAAGGUGGAGAAACAGUGCCUGUGACGCCUUUGAUAUCUUACAUUGGAAAGCGAACGGCAAAGCGGCUAAUGCUGGUGGGAGGGAGCACCCGACGAUUCUUCACCUUCACCUUUCCCGGUUGUAUAUCUUGACGCCUACGAAGCAUUUUCAGAAGGUCGCUGCAGCUGCAGUCCUACGACAAAACGAUAAUGGAAUUCAGAACAAUAUGGAAUACUCAGAAGCCUGCAAUCACAUUCAACGUUGGGCCAACAUCGACCAGUACAAGGCACGGCUGUCUAUAAUCCACGCUGGCGCUUUGUUGUGGCAUGUCCGUCGAUAUAGUAGUAACGAUUUCAUAGAGCCCCAUGCUGUUUACCUUGCUACCCUCUCGAUAUGGGCUUACAGCGUGUUCAACACCCCUAGGACUGGGUCUCAGCAACAACAAGGUGAUGCAGCACCAAGAUCAGUGCCAGCUUCCGGAGAUCGUGAAUCGCAAGGAUCCGUUGGAAAUAAUGAGGUCGAGAACGAGGAGGAGCCAGAUCCGACAUUCAUCCAUCUAGAUCGUCCUUGUGAUGAUGAAAUGGUGCAAGUCUACAUACGACUAGGACAUAAGAUGUCUGGCUACAUGCAGAGAGUUGGCAAUAUUUGCAGCUCCAAUGCUCCACCGAAGAUUCUCAAAGAAGGUAUAAGGAUGUUAUCACAUGUGAGAGCCAAAAACAAGGCAUGGGGGGUCGAAACUUCCUAUAUUAAGGGUUUGACAAGUCUGUUACACGGCACCACGGCACAAGAAAACGAACGUGCAAGCGGAACCCGUGUAUUUUAAUAACUCUCUUCUCAACCUUCUCUUGUCAUCUUGAGAUACCCACUCU
Molecule: messenger RNA, 3262 nt
Organism: Fusarium redolens
Lineage: Eukaryota; Fungi; Ascomycota; Sordariomycetes; Hypocreales; Nectriaceae
Exons: 3
Coding region: 163-3216 (1017 amino acids)
Biological process (GO): DNA-templated transcription; regulation of DNA-templated transcription
Molecular function (GO): DNA binding; DNA-binding transcription factor activity, RNA polymerase II-specific; zinc ion binding
Source: RefSeq, a predicted model, not a curated record